This is a messenger RNA of Fusarium keratoplasticum, 1254 nucleotides long. Its product is annotated as TauD domain-containing protein. Gene Ontology annotation, molecular function: oxidoreductase activity. Bases 1 to 1254 code for a protein of 417 amino acids. The record is from RefSeq and is a predicted model, not a curated record. NCBI's taxonomy places the organism in Eukaryota, Fungi, Ascomycota, Sordariomycetes, Hypocreales, Nectriaceae. The transcript is spliced from 5 exons.
AUGGCAGCAGCAGUUCAACCUCCUCUUACUACCGGCCCCCCAGGCCAGCCAGAUAUUGGAUACACCCCCAACCUUGACAAGUAUCUCGCUCGAGUCAAGAGACGUCAAGAGACUGAAAAGUUUGAGACGAAUUUGCCUGAGGGGUUCCCCAAGGAGCUCGUCUCGGACCUCGUGUGGGAUGGCAAGGACUUGGCGGCCAAGUAUGACUGGAACUACCACUUGACAGAGGCUGAUAUUGGGGAGAUUGAUGAGGCUCUCAAGAACUUCAAAUCUCUCAACCUUCCUUUGGGAUACAUCAGCCAAAAGACAUUCGUCCUGCCAAAGCUGCACGACAAGCUUCGUGCCAUCUCCAAGGAGAUUCAUCAAGGACACGGCUUCAAGGUAGUCCGAGGUGUCCCCGUGGACAAGUACACUCGAGAAGAAAACAUCAUCGUCUACGCCGGCAUCUCAUCCCACAUCGCCCCCAUCCGCGGCCGCCAGGACCACCAAUACGAGGGAAAGCGAGCAGACGUGGCUGUCGCUCACAUCAAGGACAUUACCCGAGAGGUUGACGCCCAUAGAAUCGGUGCUCCUGCGUACACGACUGAGAAGCAGGUGUUUCACACUGACUCGGGUGAUGUGAUUGCUCUGUUUGCUCUUGGUGAGGCUGAGGAGGGUGGUCAGAGUUACUUGUCGAGUAGCUGGAAUGUUUAUAACCAGCUUGCCAAGACAAGACCUGAUCUCAUCCACACGUUGACGGAGCAGUGGGUAUCCGAGGAGUUCGGCAAGGUUGGAAAGCGGUUCGAGCUGCGUCCGCUUUUGUACCACCAGCCCGCGACAGAGCAAGACCCGGAGCGCCUGAUUAUCCAGUACGCUCGUCGUCGCUACACGGGUUACUGGAGCCUCCCUCGAUCUUCUGAUAUUCCACCUAUUACUGAAGCUCAGGCCGAGGCCCUGGAUGCUCUUCACUUCCUUGCUGAGAAGCAUGCAGUUUCACUGGACUUUCACAAGGGUGAUAUUCAAUACGUCAACAAUUUGAGCAUAUUCCACGCCCGUGGAGGAUUCAAGGAUUCUCCCGAGAAGCAGCGACAUCUCGUCCGCCUAUGGCUCCGAGACCCCGAGUUCGCAUGGAAGACCCCAGAAGCCCUCCGUCGCAGAUGGGACAACGUCUACGAGGGAAUCGAGGAGGAAAAGACGGUGUUCCCGCUGGAGCCGUUUGUGAGGAGUGCUAGUGACGCCAACAAGUUCAAGGCGGAGAAGAGGGUGGAGGGCUAG